GCAUACAUUUUUCACCUCGCUUAGAUUCGAACUAACGACUGCUAGGACACAUGGUUUAAAACGCCUGGAAUCUAAUCCACACCCCCGGGAUCGAAUCCAUAUCCAUUGGCACCCCGAGAUCGAACGCCCUAUACCUCACGACUUAGUACUAAUUCAAUUUGAUAUGAAUCCGUGACUGUCCAGUUGAUUGAUAAGGCGGUGAUGUGGACGCGGGAUGACCACUCAUCACCACGCUGGUACGAUCAGUCAAGGAAGAUGAAUAGGUUCCGAGGUAAAAUAUCACUCCGCAUUAGUCUGUAGUGUUGUGUAAAACACAUCAUCCUAUAUCUGUAUCAAACUCGCCGUAACAGGCGGCAUACCUGAUCCCUCUGACGAUGUAGCGGGGCAAUAGUGACGUCACGAACCCACGAUCAACAUACCUGCAUGCCUUAAUCCCGAUUUAUGCUCAUAUGAGAAGGGAGAAGAAAAGAAGGCGACGAUGUUUCCAUGUGUCCUGCUAAUUUUAGGUGCAUCUCUCUCAUUUUCAGUCGUGAGAGGACAAGAGUACUGCCUUACGAGGGAUGGAGUGGAGUAUUGUGAAAAUAACUGCUGCGGUCCGUUCGACAACCAACAGUGUUGUUCCUUCAAUCCCACGGUGUUAGUGUUGCUGGUCGUGGCUGCUAUCCUCGUCAUCCUCGUCGUCACUAUCCUCGUACUCUUCUGUUGUAAAGCGAAGAAGAAACAGAGGACAACAGCGGUACAGCCUGCCAACCAGUCGACAGUACAAUAUAUCCCAGCUGACCGGGACAGCCCACAGUCGUCCAUUACUUACGUGGUGGUACCCCCAGGAGAAUCUCGACUGUUCCUACACAACGCCUCCAAUCUACCUCCCUACUCCCCAGAACCCCCGAAAUACUCGGAGGAUACACCGUACGCUUCUGGAUCCGGACCACUUUUAAGGUCGGGGCACUUUCACUCUGUAUGGCCUAUUCCGAGGACAAGUGGAAAUGGACACGGAAAAGUCGCAUCAGCACCACCAAGUUACGCGAGUAAUCACACUUCUAUAAGUGUUGAACAUGACCUAUUGAGUAACUCCGAGACCCCCGUAAAACAGGAAAGUCAUAUGUAAAAGAUACGCUGGCGAUUUGUAGAAACAUUCACUGUUACAGCAGAUGGACUGGCAGUAAUUAGAGCGGUCAUUACAUUAAACUAUUGUCAAUAAUAUUAAAUGUUUCAUUUUCGUCGUGAGUCAGUUUAAAACCAUACUUCUCUAAUUGUUUUACAUUCAUAUGCUCAUCUCUAGACUUUUCUCAGAAUUAUUUUCUUUGCAUUGCUCUAAUCAGUUGGAAACCUAUUUGGACAAUGUUUUGAUAUCAAAUACACUUUUUGAAGAAGAGUUCCUGCUUUAUAGUCAUUUGUCUCAUAUCCUCGUACCUCUCAGAAACAACCAUCAAAACGCUUUAGCAUCUCCUAUAUUUCACUUUGAUAUUAUAUUUGCCAUGCGAAUGUAUUAUCCCGUUAAGAAUAUGUUCCAGAAGAAUUUACAUGUCACUUCCCUAAAACACAGGAAUCCUUAAUAAAUCUGGUCUAUCUGUUUAUUAAUGUUUACAAGGCAGAUAUGAUCAGACUUUAAUCCAACAGACACUUGUAGCUUUAUGUUUAAAGCUAAAUUCAAUAAAACCAUUGUAUAGUUUUUGUUAUUGUGUUGAGACAUAUACUCGCUUCUUGUUUGCUUAGUUAUUAUCAUUUAUUAUCAUUGCUAUUCAAUAUAAAAAUACAAAUGCCUUUUUCAUGGUUCACUAUAGCUUCAGCCACCUGUAAUUUUAAUUGUAAUAGCACAGUCAAAGAAUUUUUUGGAAGAGUCCACUUUUUCCUUUUCAGCCAUAUUCAGCCAAAGACUACUGUAAUACUGACGGUACCGAAAUAGUUACGUUUACCGUCAACGAAAGAAUGAAACAUUCAUCGGUACAUUUUAAAUGUAAAAUCUUUCCAUUAAUUAUAUAUUUUAAAAACAACAUAUGUAAUAAACAAGAUAUGUAUACAGGUUCCUUAGAAAUAAAUGUUGAUGUAAAUAGAUCCAUUACCUGUACAUGUAUUUAUAUUUACAAACAUCCGUAAUGUAUAACACUAUUAUACACGUGUUGGUAUCUAAUGGAAAAUGUUGAUAAAUAAUAUAUGUAUAUAUAAAGAACAAAGGUAAAGAAUAACAAUAAGGUACACGUGUACUUAUCUAUCUCAUCACAAAUUAAACAACUGCUAGUCUAGCAAAGUAAACAAUACCGAGUACUCGUUGUGCAAUAACAUAAAUUUGAUAUGGAUAGAUUUUUUUCUUACCAGAACUUGUAUUGGAUUCGCUUGGGCUUACCUUAUAAAGUAAAAUAACCUAUCGUGUGUAAUGGCUAUAUUUAGACUGUCGGCAGCAGAAUGUGAGCCAAGUGUGUGACACGGAGAGACUGUUGUAUCGUUUAUUUUGGUCGAUGAUUUUUACUACUAUAGAGAAAUCAGCAGUGUCAGUAGUUGGUACUGCCUUAUAUGGGAAAUAUUCCCCAAACGGGAUCAAUGUUUGUGAGAUUUCUCAGAACAAGAGCUGUUUUGCUAUAUAAAGCGCGAUGGGACAGUAGAUAUUCACACUCAAGGAAGAGACACAGAUUAUAUCGUGAAGACUUGGGGAAGGACUGAACGACAGCCACUCAGCUAGGCUUAUUAAGAGAGAUAUUUCAUAAAGAAAAAUACAAGGUUAAAUAUUGAGUACCAGAAAUCAUGUCUACAUUGGAAGACGAUAUCGCCGCAGUUGUCAUUGACAACGGAAGUGGAAUGUGUAAGGCGGGAUUUGCCGGAGACGAUGCCCCACGUGCCGUUUUCCCCGCCAUUACGGGGCGACCACGUUAUGAUGUGGUCAUGGCCGGUAUGGGGGCCAAAGAAUGCUAUGUCGGAGACGAGGCUCAGAACAAACGAGGGAUUUUGUCUCUAAAGUACCCAGUAGAACAUGGCAUCGUCACUAACUGGGACGACAUGGAGAAGAUCUGGCACCACACCUUCUACAACGAGCUCCGUGUGGCUCCCGAGGAACAUCCGGUCAUGCUGACAGAGGCACCACUUAAUCCUAAGGCCAACAGAGAAAAAAUGAUACAGAUAAUGUUCGAGACGUUCAACUCUCCAGCCUUCUACGUGGCAAUACAGGCUGUGCUGUCUCUGUAUUCCUCCGGACGUACCACGGGGGUCGUGUUUGAUGCCGGGGAUGGUGUGUCCCACGUGGUACCUAUCUACGAGGGAUAUGCCCUCCCUCACGCCAUCAAACGUGUAGACCUGGCAGGUCGUGACCUCACAGCCUAUCUCCAGAGGAUCCUCCACGAGAGAGGAUAUAACUUCACAAGUUCAUCUGAAAUGGAGAUAGUACGUGAUAUAAAGGAGAAGAUGUCAUAUGUGGCACUGGAUUUUGAAACUGAAAUGACAUCAGCGGCAUUAUCUUCAGCUGUCGAGAGGUCGUACGAACUACCGGACGGAGGGGUUAUAACUAUAGGCAACGAAAGGUUCCGGUGUCCAGAGGUUUUAUUCCAGCCAUCGUUUAUUGGAAUGGAAUCCAAUGGAGUCCAUGAGCAUCUACACAAUUCAGUCAUGGGUUGUGACAUUGACACAGCCUUCUACGUGGCGAUACAAGCUGUGCUGUCUCUGUACGCCUCUGGACGUACCACAGGGGUCGUGUUUGAUGCCGGGGAUGGUGUGUCCCACGUGGUACCUAUCUACGAGGGAUAUGCCCUUCCUCAUGCCAUCAAACGUGUGGACCUGGCAGGUCGUGACCUCACAGCCUAUCUCCAGAGGAUCCUCCACGAAAGAGGUUACAACUUCACGACUUCAUCUGAAAUGGAGAUAGUCCGUGAUAUGAAAGAGAAGAUGUCCUACGUAGCUCUGGACUUCGAGAGCGAAAUGAUAUCAUCAUCAAAGUCUUCAACAGUUGAGAAGUCGUACGAACUACCGGACGGUGGACUUGUUACCAUUGGUAACGAGAGGUUUCGGUGUCCAGAGGUUCUAUUCCAGCCAUCAUUUAUAGGAAUGGAAUCCAUCGGAGUGCAUGAGCAACUACACAACUCAGUUAUGGGUUGUGAUAUUGACAUCCGACGAGAUCUCUACAAUAAUGUCGUUAUGUCCGGCGGAAGUACAAUGUUUCCAGGUAUGGCUGACCGAUUCAAGAGAGAGUUGGAUGGUAUUGUACCCAACAAUGUAAAGGUGAAAGUCAUCGCCCCUCCGGAGAGGAAGUAUUCCGUGUGGAUCGGCGGAUCAAUCCUGGGGUCUCUGUCUACAUUUCAGCAGAUGUGGGUAUCGAAACAGGAAUACGAUGAAUGUGGACCAGGAAUUGUACAUAGGAAGUGUUUCUAAGAUUGUAAUAACAGCCCACGUGAAAAGUUUUUGUAUAUCCUUAAUAUACUCGCAACCAGCUGUGAUAAUCUAUCUGGACAUAUGCUAUGAUAUGUAAGGAUAUAAGGAUCUGACCCGCGAUGUACAAAGGAUGGGAUCUACUUCUCAAUAAAUAGACAUAAGGAACUAAUGCUAGAUUUACUGACAAUGGAAUAUAUGCCAUGAUAUCCUUCGAGAGAAGUAGACUUUCUGACAAUGAUACCAGGCUAUAUACCGAAAUCAUAUCCAGUCUUUGACACACUGACAAUGAUACCAGGUGAUAUACGAAAUAAUAUCCAGUCAUUGAUACACUGACAAUGAU
Pecten maximus is the source of this 4693-nucleotide messenger RNA. Its product is annotated as actin-2, muscle-specific-like. The transcript is spliced from 13 exons. The record is from RefSeq and is a predicted model, not a curated record. The coding region runs from base 2740 to 4353 and encodes 537 amino acids. NCBI's taxonomy places the organism in Eukaryota, Metazoa, Mollusca, Bivalvia, Pectinida, Pectinidae.